Messenger RNA from Helianthus annuus (common sunflower), 529 nucleotides. RefSeq names its product Werner Syndrome-like exonuclease. Gene Ontology annotation, biological process: nucleobase-containing compound metabolic process. The transcript has a single exon. Bases 1 to 465 code for a protein of 154 amino acids. The record is from RefSeq and is a predicted model, not a curated record. Gene Ontology annotation, cellular component: nucleus; cytoplasm. Lineage: Eukaryota; Viridiplantae; Streptophyta; Magnoliopsida; Asterales; Asteraceae. Gene Ontology annotation, molecular function: 3'-5' exonuclease activity; nucleic acid binding.
AUGCAUUGCCAUUUUAGCUAUUGCCAAACCCGAAACCUCGAAAACCCCAUCGCCACGCUCCAACUAUGUGUGGGACGCCACUGCCUGAUUUUCCAAAUCCUCCUUGCCACUUUAAUCCCUGAAUCGCUCGUAAACUUCCUCGGUAACCCUUCUUACAUAUUUGUUGGGGUCGGGAUUGAGAAUGAUGUCGAGAAACUUAGGAAGGAUUAUGGCGUGGAGGUUGCGAAGACGGUGGAUUUAAGGACGCUGGCUACGGAUGUGUACGGUGUGAGGGAGUUUAAGAAGGCUGGGUUGUUGCAACUGGCGAGGAUAGUUCUUGGGAAGGAGAUAAACAAGCCGAAGAGUGUUACGAUGAGUAGAUGGGAUGAUCAGUGUCUCACUUUGUUGCAGGUACAGUAUGCCUCUGUUGAUGCGUUCUUGAGUUUUCAGAUAGGGAUGAUCUUGAUUAAUGGGAAUCAUAACUGAGUGAAGGUUGCAAUCUAUGAUCACAAAAUUUGCGUUGUUAAUAUUUAGUGUUUGAUGCGACUGU